Messenger RNA from Schistocerca gregaria, 11117 nucleotides. It is a transcript of the gene hyd, whose product is annotated as E3 ubiquitin-protein ligase UBR5. The transcript is spliced from 46 exons. Gene Ontology annotation, biological process: DNA damage response; protein polyubiquitination; regulation of double-strand break repair. NCBI's taxonomy places the organism in Eukaryota, Metazoa, Arthropoda, Insecta, Orthoptera, Acrididae. Gene Ontology annotation, molecular function: zinc ion binding; ubiquitin-protein transferase activity; ubiquitin binding. The coding region runs from base 350 to 9811 and encodes 3153 amino acids. The record is from RefSeq and is a predicted model, not a curated record. Gene Ontology annotation, cellular component: nucleus.
UUUUGUUCGUGAACGUUCCGAACUGUGAUAUCUAAAUUCUUAGUUGAGUUGCAUGUUUAGUGGCAUGUGAAUCUGCGAUUGUUUCAAAACAAAUACGAGGCCUCAAUAUUUGGAAGCCUCCACUGGUUGUUUAUUAAAGAUAAACUGUAGUUCUAAUAAUGUGUUGGAUUUUCUUAGUCCUUUCAAUAUAUUGGUCGGAAAACACAGAGUGCAGCACAAUCUACUCGUAGUUUGAUCGCUGUCGUGGAAGAUGGCUGUAUGUAGUGAUUGUUGAUGGGAUUGUGUGAAAUUAUGUGUGUUACAAAUCUGAUUUGAAAGAAAACAUUUGGCGCAGGAAGAAAUAGAAGAAAUGUCGUCAUUGCAUUUUGUUGUUCAUCCACUUCCAGGAACUGAAGAUCAGCUGAAUGAUAGGUUAAAAGAAGUUUCAGAGAAACUUAAUCGGUUUGGUGUCGUGACACCGGCUGCGUUGGCUAAUUUGAAAAUAUCAGUGAAGAGAAUAGUCAUUGGUCCAACACAUUUUGCUCUUCUGCUGGACGAUGGACGUGUGUGCAGAGUCUCAUUCUCUAUUAUAUCUGACAGGCUAGAUCUUAGUAAAAAUGAUUCCUCAAAAAGUACAAUCGGAAGCAGUGGUACGAGUAACGGUGUGGGUGCAGUAGGAGGAGGAGGAGGUGGCAGUGGGGGAGCUGGUGGAAACGGUAAUGGUGGCAAUGGUAGUAGCGGCAGCAAAGUAGGGAACAGUGGAGGAGCUGCCAGUUCGAGCUCUGGUGGAGGAAGGCAGUUGCAGCGUAGCAGGGCACGCAUAGUGCGUACCAAUGCUUCCCUGCGAGGAGCAGGAGGGGGCGCGGGCGCAGCCAGAGGGGCCCCUGGUGUUAUCAUGGGGGCCAGCGGAGGCUCUGGUGGAAGUGGCAGUGGGACACGACCGAUUGUACCGGCACCCUAUGUGCCGGAGGAGCUCGUCUCGCAGGCCCAAGUUGUUCUGCAAGGAAAGAGUCGCAAUUUGAUUAUCCGGGAGUUGCAGCGCACUAAUCUGGAUGUUAAUCUGGCGGUGAAUAAUUUACUGAGUCGUGAUGAUGAAGAAGGAGAUGAUGCUGAUGAUGCUCCAGAUUCGUAUGUCCCAGAAGAUUUAAUUUCGUUGCUAGAUGGAGGCUUUCAUGCUGAUCAUUCUGUGAUUAUUGAUGCCGAUGCUAUGUUUUCGGAAGACAUGUUUGGAUAUUCGGCUGUAAGAAGCCGAGCUAGCUCCAGCAGCCGCCGAUUAAAUGCUGAUCGUGACCGUGAUCGUGAAACAGAUAGGGAACGGGAAAGGGACAGUUUUUCUCGUUGGAGAGACCGUCAGUACUAUGGACCGAGGCGAUGGUUGGAAUCUGCUUUGAGGGAUUCUACAUGGGAUAAAGAUCCAGAGAGUAAAAAGAAAGAGUUUGCUGCACAGAGUCCACUGUGGAUGUCGGAUGAGCUUGAAUUCUGGCCAGAACGAGGCAGUGAACCACUACCACAAUUUAUAAUGAUAGCGGCGUUGUACAGUGAGUUAGUUGCUGUUAGUUCCUCUGGACAAUUGUACCAAUGGAAAUGGAAUGAGACAGAACCUUACCGACAUUUUGAAAACAUGAGUGUGCAUCACCCGAAGACUUUAGGAUUGGGGCUGCUAUCAGAACGGGUUACUCACAUUUCAAGUGCUGUAAUUAGAUGUUCUGUUGCAACAGAGAGUGGAAAAGUAGCAACGUGGUUAGACGAACUGUUAGUACAUGCAGCUGUACGUCUGGAACAUCCUGCUCAAAGCUUCUCAGAAUUUUCUGUUGACAGAAUAAUAUCUCUACAUACAUGUACUCUGUAUACAGUGGCAAGGCUUGAGAGUGGAGCACUCUAUUGGUGGGGUGUUCUUCCAUUUGGACAACGAAAACGCUUGUGGGAGAAACACAGAGCAAAAACUCGGAAGCGUAGACCAUCCACAGCAUCGGCAGAAAUAGUGUGUGGGAGCCAAGUUUGCAUGAAGAAUAGCCCAAUGUAUCAGCCAGGAGCUAUAGGUUUCACCAUAUCAGGUGGGGUUCCAAAAGUGGGCCAGCUGCUGAAUGCUGCAUGGAAUUUGACUGAUGUAUGCCGUUUCAAGCUGCUAAAUACAACUGCACCUGAUCAGCAACGUCGCGAUGCACAGAGCUCGUCUGGAACAUUGCCAGCUCCUAGUUCCAGUAAAAGCAACAGCCACAAGGAAACAGCUGAUAGGUUGGAUAUGCCACCACCUCCCUCACCUGCUUCCAGCACGUGCAGUGAUACAGGCAGCAUUACCACCAGCCACAAACGGCAGAAACGUGUAGUUCCUAAAGGCGAAGAAGCCGAAAAGAAAGAUGAAGAAGAAUGGCAGUUAAAGGAUGUUGUUUUCGUCGAAGAUGUGAAGAGUGUUCCUGUUGGUAGAGUGCUGAAAGUUGAUGGAGCCCAUGUAGCAGUGAGAUUCCCAAGUAAUAAGGACACCAAAGAAACCAAAGAAUUGUCCAGUGAUGACACAAUCAAUCUUCUUCAAGACUGUCGUCUUAUGAGGAAAGAUGAACUUCAAGUUAUUAAGUCCGGAGCGACAUCUCGCGCCCCCGAUUGCUUCCAGCGCUUCCCUAGGCGUGUGAAUGUUGCUGAGGGUGGCCAGAUACUAACGUUGACUGUUGAUGGAAUUGGAAUACACGCUGUCGUCAAAAAUAAUUCUAAACUCAGCUAUGUCAUUUACAACCUUAGCACUGGACGAGCUGAACAGGAGAGCCCUUUUCCAUCAGAUACAAACUCCUUUUUGGGCUUGGAUCCUCAAAAUAUAAGCCUUAUCAGUGCAGGAGAGGGUAGUGAAAAUGUGGUGAUCUUACGUGAUGGGAACAGUACUCUGUACCCUCUGGCACGAGACUGUGCUGACAGCAUCCGUGAUCCUCAAUGGCUAGAUCUGCCUCCUGUUCGAUGCAUUGGUGCUGGGACUGUAGCUCUCGGAGGCUCGUUGCGUAGCCAGGUUGCCGUGCUAGCGUUGGCUGUAGAACCGCAGUUGCUUUUACCUAGGCUGCUACGCUGCGACCUGGAAGGUGUUCGUUCUGUUCUCUCAUCACUCGACUCACGGACAAUUGAUGCUAUAUUAAAUGAACGUUGUGAUGGCAACAGGAACAUUCUGCAUGCUUGUGUUACAAUGUGUGCACCAACAUCAAACAAGGAUGGAGAACAAGAGGGCAGUAACAGCAACAGUUCGGGGCUAGAGUCUAUCAACGUGAUCACCAAUGCCUUAGGUUCACGAUCUGUGAGCCUGCGUGAGAUGAUGAGAAGAGCUACAGCAGCUGUGAGGUCUGUUAUUGUUGCAGAACGCGAAGUCGCUGUUGACAGCAGUGCACAUCAACAUAUUUCAGAUGAACCUAUUCCAACCCUUAGCUGGCCUCCUGAAACAUUUGAUCCUGCGUCAGGUGAUGAAGACAGCUUGAUGGGGCUCGGUGGAUCAAACGCUGCAAAUAAUAAACCAUCUGCAAGUGGUUCAACUUCUGGUGCAAGUCCUAGCAACUCGUAUGUCGUGGAUCCCAUAGAACGGAAAAACAAUGCAAUUGUGUCGUUGCGCCUACUCUGUGAGAGUCCAGGUCUUGCCCCUCAUCUGGGCACAUUACUUGGUGCAAAAGAUGCGCAAGGGCAGACACCUUUCAUGUUGGCUGUGUCAGUGCGAGCAUACACAGCAGCUCUGACACUUCUAGACACUAUUCAGCGAGUAGCAGCCAAGGAAGAAGGUGAAGCACAAGUGAAAGCACAAAUUGCCUCAAUGGUUUACCCACCUGGCUCAGCUCCUGAUGAUUCACCACUGCACGUCAUUUGCUGUAAUGAUACAUGUAGCUUCACCUGGACUGGAGAUGUCCACAUAAACCAAGACAUAUUUGAAUGCAGAACUUGUGGUCUAACAGGAUCCUUAUGUUGCUGCACUGAGUGUGCCAGAGUUUGUCACAAGGGUCAUGAUUGUAAGUUGAAACGCACUUCCCCAACUGCGUAUUGUGAUUGCUGGGAGAAGUGCAAGUGCAAGGCACUCAUUAUGGGACAACAGUCGGCACGCUUUGAGCUGCUGUGCCGCCUUGUAACUGACACUGAUCUGGUGACUCAGCCAAACAGCAGAGGGGAGAGUAUCCUGCUGUUCCUGGUGCAGACUGUUGGUAGGCAGUCUCUGGAGCAACGUCAGUACAGAGCAUCAAGACCCCGCAGUGCAUCUGCAUCGAGUAGGAAGACUCCGUCAUCUGAUCUAGAACCUGAUAUGCCUGACCACGACCUUGAACCUCCUAGAUUUAGUCGUCGUGGUCUGGAAAGGUUGUUGAAUGAUUGGUCUGCAGUGCGAGGAAUGAUAAUGUCAGGUGUGAAAGAACCGUCUGCACAACAGCCUCGUCAAUCUACAACUACACAGACCUUAUACGAAGAUCAAGAUUUCCUUCAAAGUCAGAGUGGAACUACACUGCUUGAUAAGUUCACCUACUGCUUGCUGGUCAAAUGCAGUGCUGAGAUGCUGGAUACAUUAUUGACGACUCUUAUACGUGAACUGCAGAAUGAAUGUAUACCAGGGCGACAGGAAGAUGCAAAGACAGUGGCACGUAGAUUUGUACGCUCUGUUGCACGAAUAUUUGUAAUCUUCAGCAUAGAAAUGGCUCCUAACACAGCAAAACGAAGGAGCCUGAACAGCAUGUCACAACCUCUCAUGAAAUGCAAACGUGUGUUCCAAGCAUUGAUUAAAUUGUCAGUGGAGGAACUUUGUGAAACAGCUGAUUCUUUAAUUGCUCCAGUUCGUCAUGGUGUUGCAAGGCCAACAGCACCAUUCAGCCUGCUUAGCUCUACAGUAGAAGUUAUUAAUGGGGUUUCUGAAGAGCUGUUUUCGGUGGAACCUCUAGCACCCCACACAGGAUUUAUCGCAGGGCCAGGCAGAACACUGUCAUCAAAUAUGUCGGGUACAACUAGAGCUGGAGAAACGGCCAGACCAAUGGGUCUGGUGUCCAAUUCUCCCAGAGUACGCACUGUUGGAGGCAUAGAGCUUAUGGAUGACACAGACACAGUUGAAGGCCUCGUAGCUGAAGAUGGUGAUGGAGAAGGAAGCGAACAAGAAGAUGCAGGUGACAGACCUGUCGGGGUGCCAGUUCCAGGAGAGCCUAUGGAGAGUGAGGUAUCAGAUCUAGUUGGAGCAGAUAAUCAAGGAGAUGGGGAAUCUGACAAUGAGCUAGAUUUAUUAGCUGAGACUGAAUCUGAUUCAGAUGAUAAUCAUAGUAAUCAAGAUGCUGCUUCAGCACAGAGGAGCGUACAGACUGGUGCUACAGCUGGUUCUGACACAGGUAUUGCUUCAUUGCUGCUUUUCCCAGAGGAUGAUUCUGCUGAGUCUAGUCAGCAGGAGGAUGAUGAAUCAGAAGCUGGUGAAUCUGAUGAACAUGAUACAGAAGAAUUUGCCUUGGCAGAUGAACAGUUGGAGAGGAGAAGUUCAAACACGGGACAUGGUAACCGUAGCAAUCUUGCACCUCAAUCAAUGCAGUGGGCAAUACGGAACAGAGAACCUGGGAAUCGAGCUGGAGGUAGGGUUCGUGUUACAGGAGGAAGCAGCCUCGUGUUUAUAGACCCAUCAUCCCUGAGACGUUCAACAACAGCAGCGACAGCAGCAGUAGCUGCAGCCGCAGCUGGCCAGGAACCAGUUACCAUGGCUACAACUGCGAGCUGUCUUGCAAGGGCAUUCGGUAUCGUUAUGCGCCAGAUUGCAGACCUUCUUACAAUGCUGCAAGAUUACCAUGCACUAGCACCGUCAUUGCCACGCACUCUUGACAUAUCGUAUCAGGAGUCACUUAAUUUGCAGUUAUACUUGGAGUACCGGUUGAAACCAACAUGGGAUUGGUUGGUGACUGUUAUGGACUCUACUGAAGCUCAGCUACGUUUUGGUGCAUCUUUGACACAUUCAUCAGAUCCAGCACAUCCAGGACACCCUCUGCACCAGACAGCAGGCUUGGGGCUUGGUGGUGUCCCAGGUGGCCUUGGGGGUCUUAUUGGGCCAGCAGCUCUUUCACUCUCCGUUUUAGGUGGGAACACUGCAGGAAGCAGUUCCGCCAAUAGAAAUGGUGGCACAGGGCAUAGAGCCAGUUCUGCUAGCUCAACACCUCCAGUCGGUUCAUCUUCUGGCCCUCGAAUUGUUGGCUUUGCUACUGGUGCUGAUGGGCCACGUACAACACGUGAUCGUGAAGCUGCUGAUCCCCAUUCAGCUCGCCGGGAGUUCCUGUCAUACUGUCUCUCCCUUAUGAGAGCACACAAUGGUGAACAUCUUGACAGCCUGCCGAUAUUAGAUGUGUCUGCUCUGAAACAUAUAGCAUAUGUGUUUGAUGCACUAAUAUACUACAUGCGUUCUGGAACUGAGACUGCAGAUGCUGAAGUCUUGAGAGAUGGCAUGCCAAUGGAAUCAUGGAAUGACCAGGAUGAAAAUGAUAAUGAGGAGGCUGAUGAUGAGUUGAGCCAUACAGCAGCUAUGGAGACUGAUUCACUAGAUGAUCAGGAAGUGUCUGCGCCUCCCCUUUCUGGAAUAUCUGGUGUCGGACCUGCUGGAAAGGGACGCAAAAACCCUUUCUUACAGCGAUCUGACUCAACUCUAUGCUUAGGCUGUCCACCGCCAGAUCCAUUUGAUACUCCGAUGGCAGAGGCAUUGCCUCUUGCGGACCAGCCUCACUUACUGCAGCCUAAUGCUCGUCGUGAAGAACUCUUUGGGAUGCCUAAACAACCUAUAACAGUACCACCUGCAGCAGGUGUCAGCACUCCAGGUAUAUGCAACCCCCUGGAAGUACUGCCAACACGACUGGGACUAUCAAUGAGGUCUUCGGACUGUGGUCCGGCAGCCACUGUGAGCUCAACACACUUGGGUCCGGCAGCGCCGCAGCCGCACUCGUCACCCCAGCCAGCGGCAAGUGUUGCCACAGCUACUCCUGUUCCUGCUCCAGUUGUUCCUGCAGAAGGCACAAAUUCUGCAGUUCCGGGUGCGCCCUUGCAAGGAACCCGUGCAGCUGAAGGCUCUGCUGCUGCACCUGCAAAGGAUAUUGUGUCAUUUCCAAGGUCAAACUUUGAUGCAUUUGAUCAUCUUUUCCGUGAAAUAGAAGAAGAAGAAGCACAGCAACUUCCAGAAAUUCCAAUAUCAAUGGAUAACAGUAAUAGUGGAGGGAAUAAUGUCGGAGCAGCUCAGACGUCAUCGUCAGCAGACGAAUUCCCACAAGAUCUCUCUUUCAACAAGGAAACCCCAAAUAGUGCAACAUCUGCAGAGAUUGAGAAAAUGGAUGUGGACAAUGAAGAUUCUCAGGACUAUGUGUCAGAUUCAGAUUCUAGCAGUCCAUUUUCUCCCAAAAAAGUGUCUAUUCUGUCUAGUAGCUGCGAGGGUCCAGCUGACCUUAGUAAGCCUGGUCCAAGUGGGAUACGGGCUACUUCCAAAUCUGCUUCAGCUCAAGACACGAGUGUUGCACUUAAUCCUCCUCCAGCAUCUGCAGAAGCAACCAACGAAGACGGUCACCGGCUUCUCGGCGAACAGAAAAGGGCUCCGAUCAUCGUAUCUGCGCACAAAGUUGCAGUAGCACUUGCUUCGGCCAUGGCCUGCUUCGAACCAAAUUCCAACACGGGCACUUGCGACACAAAUAACAGUGUGACAACAGCGUCGAUUCCACUUCCAGAGGGUGAGGGCCCCCAGCCUGCAGGCCAGAACCGUGUUUGCACUCCUCCUGAAGAGACCUCCGUAACACCAACUACAGCACCUGUUAAGAGUGUCAUUGUGCGUGCUGGGCCAGGACCCGCCACAUCUUCUGUUUCUGGUACACAGAGGAAUGAUGCAACAGAUAUUCCCGUGACAACAGCUAAUGAUAAUCGUCAGUCAGUAGCUACUCCUGCUUGUACGGCAGCAGAUGACAGUAUGAAUAACCAGGAUAUAUCAGCUAAUGUUACUGUGGAAACCAGCCGUGUAAAUGAUCAGUCAAGGCCACAGCCAACAAUUGGUCAGUCUGUGUCACAUGAUUUGCUGCUCGGACGCUGGAAAUUGUCACUCGAUCUCUUUGGUCGUGUCUUUAUGGAGGAUGUAGGGCUUGAACCAGGUUCUGUAGUGUCAGAGCUAGGUGGAUUCCCAGUAAAGGAAGCGAAAUUUCGUCGUGAAAUGGAGAAACUGAGGAAUUCUCAGCAGAGAGAUCUUACUCUUGGAAAGAUUGAGCGUGAUAGAACACAGUUGAUAAUACAAACACUGAAAGAGCUGAACACGCAGUACAACAAUUACCACCGGAGGGCAUCCAGCUCUCAGCCACCACUUGCAGUUAAUAGAGUGAAAGUCACAUUUAAGGAUGAACCUGGUGAAGGGUCAGGUGUUGCACGCAGCUUUUAUACGGCGAUUGCAGAGGCACUGCUAGCAAAUGAGAAAUUGCCAAACCUAGAGUCUGUUCAAGUUGGCACAAAAUAUGCACAGUACAAUGUUCUUCAGCGCAUGAGAUCUCGUGAUCGAGAUGCUGUUAGAAGACAUUCACAGGCUCCUCGAUCUUCACUACGCUGUCGUGAGUCGCGACGUUCUCUGUCGUAUGAUGCUCGUCCAUUUUCUGCACCGGGAGCAGAAGGUGCAAGUGGGGGCAAUGACCAUCUAACACACCAUCAGCAGCAGCUUGGUGAGAGACUGUAUCCAAAAGUGCAUGCCUUGAGGCCAUCAUUUGCUGGAAAGAUUACAGGCAUGCUACUUGAACUUACUCCGGCCCAACUUCUCAUGCUUCUUGCUUCCGAAGAAGCACUUCGGCACAAAGUGGAAGAAGCAGUUGACUUGAUACAAAGUCACAGCCAGGAACAACUUGCUUCAGAGGCACUUCUCGAUUUAGAUGUCUUCAGCCUUUCUGAGCGUGGAAAGAAGCCUUCUAGUGGAACUUCGCGAAAUGCAGAUGCAGAAGAGGCAGCAGAGGAGAGUGAAGACAAUGCGCCGCUUUUCUACAGCCCUGGGAAAAGAGGUUUUUAUUCACCUAGACAAGGAAAAGCCAGCUUUGAAAGACAGAAUGCUUUCCGGAAUGUUGGCAGGCUUCUCGGACUCUGCCUGCUACAGAAUGAGCUGUGUCCAAUAUUCCUGAAUCGACAUGUCAUGAAAUUUAUACUGGGAAGGCCAAUUCGAUUUCAUGACCUGGCUUUCUUCGAUCCUGUUAUUUAUGAAAGCCUCCGGCAGUUAGUAGUUGAUGCAGAGACUAAAGACAGCAAUAGUUUGUUCUCAGCUCUGGAUCUCACUUUCAGCAUUGACCUGAGCCCUGAAGAGGGUGGAGGGUCUUUGGAGUUAAUACCGGGUGGCAGAGAUGUGGAAGUAACUGCUCAAAAUGUGUAUGACUAUGUGCGUAAAUAUGCUGAAUGUCGGAUGAUAAAAGUUCAGGAGAAAGCACUUGAGAGCAUCCGUACCGGGGUAUUUGAUGUUCUCCCAGCAGGAUCACUUGAUGGAUUAACAGCUGAAGAUUUACGUUUGCUGCUUAAUGGAGUUGGAGAUAUAAAUGUAGCUGUCCUUAUAUCAUACACAAGUUUCAACGAUGAAUCUGGGGAAUCCAGUGAGAGACUUGUGAAAUUUAAGCGUUGGUUGUGGUCGAUAGUGGAAAAAAUGACUCACAUUGAAAGGCAAGACCUGGUUUAUUUCUGGACGGGAUCUCCAGCAUUACCAGCUAGUGAAGACGGAUUUCAGCCUAUGCCAAGUGUAACUAUUCGUCCAGCUGAUGAUUCUCACUUGCCUACAGCCAACACAUGUAUAUCUCGAUUGUAUAUUCCAUUAUAUAGCAGUCGUGCCGUUCUGCGACACAAACUACUCCUCGCUAUUAAAACAAAAAACUUUGGGUUUGUGUGAAUGUAAGAAGAGAUAAUUAUUUGAUUUUGUAUGACAUGAACACAAACUUUAAAAAUAUCUGUAAACAAGUUAGCAACUUAUAAUUACAGUAGUUGUUGCAAGUGGAAUGCCGUGAGGUGAUAUGACAAACAUGUUAGUGAAUGUAUUUUUUGGAGAAGAAAGGACAUCACAUUAGUAUGAAUCAACUACUUAUUUGGAGGAAAGUAUAGGUUGAUAUCCUCUUUGGGAGCAAAAUCGGCUCCUUCAAAUCAUUGCUGCAGUCAGUAUUUUGUGAGAGAAUAUUGUGUGUGUGUGUGUGUGUGUGUGUGUGUGUGUGUGUGUGUGUGUGUCACAGGAGAAGAAUAAUUUAGUCUUGUAAUUAUAAUUGAAAUGCAGUAUACAGUUUGAGAUACUACAUACAGAACUAGCAUACAUUGAUUUUAUUGAAAGCAUUAUUUAUGAAUUUUGUUUUGUCUAUGAAAUUAUAUGUGUGCUUCGUGAUAGUGACCAAACUAGAAUCUUUUAACUACCUAAUAUUAAGGUAUUUGACAUUAGUAUUUCAAUUUGCAAAUAUUUACAUACAUUACUGCUAAGCUAUGAUUAUUCUGCAGCUGGAAUUCCAGAUAAUUUUGUAAUUCAUCCGUUCUUUCUUCUGAGAAGGAAAUUGCAAAAUUAUUUAUUUGACAAGCAGUAAUAGUUAUGUUAAAUGUUAAUAUCAUUUUCAGCAUUAAUUUAAGUUGCUUUAAAAUUAUUUUAUUGUUUCGUUUCACUCUGACAAAAUUUAUAUAUUCACAAUGCCCAUCUGAAAACAGUGGUAUGAAAUUCUGUAUGAGCCAAGUGGCAGAUAUUUCAGCAGGUUUUGAAUGUCACUUGUCACCCAUAGAGAAUACAUUUUCAACACGUAUUGCAUCUGAGUGUAUAAUCAGUUUUGCACAAUGAAGGGCAGUAAGAUAUAACCAUACAUGUAAAUGGCUAAGCUUAAAAGCAUUAAUUAGCAUGUAUAGGGCAUAUAUUAUUUCUCAGUGACAUUUUCGUACAGUAUAUAUAUUGAAAUAACAAAUCUGCUUCUUGUUAGAACAUUCUAAAAAUACCAAGGACAUUAAUUUUUCUACUGCAACAACCAUAAUUUUUGUUGAAAUAGAUUUUUUUAUAUAUAUAUAUAUGUACCAUUAUUUGUGCGCAAAAUUGAAGAUGUAGACGUUCAGUCGAUUAUGAUUUUCUCAUUUUGUCAUGAUGUUCACCAAAAAUGCAUAAAUACUGAAUGUUUUCUUCAUACCAAGUGUAAUUCUUUCAGAUUCAGAUACCAAUAAAGUUUGUGGAAAUGUAA